Messenger RNA from Mytilus californianus (California mussel), 1532 nucleotides. RefSeq lists its product as uncharacterized. Lineage: Eukaryota; Metazoa; Mollusca; Bivalvia; Mytilida; Mytilidae. Bases 49 to 1500 code for a protein of 483 amino acids. Gene Ontology annotation, molecular function: oxidoreductase activity; FAD binding. The record is from RefSeq and is a predicted model, not a curated record. The transcript is spliced from 5 exons.
CGAUGUUACCCUGGCAAUGAUUGUUUCCCGUCUUUGACGGAAAUUGCAAUGUUCCAGCAGUUAAUUGAUGGCUACGUUGUACUCCCGUCUAACAACACAUACAAAGAUGUUACAAACAUGCACAACAAAUUAUUUACAAGGUUUCCAGCAAUCGUUGUCAUGGUUCUAUCCACAGACGACAUUAAACAAUCAAUAUUGUUUGCAAGUAAAUACAACUUGCACGUGGUCGUGAAGUCAUCUGGCCACGAUUACAUAGGUCGAUCAAGCUGGUCAGGUAGUAUUCAGAUAAACUUGGGAUAUAUGAGAAAAAUGAAAGUAAUGUUAAGUACAUCAAGAUCUGUUGACGGAGAACUGACAGUUGAAAGUGGAGCAAACUGGCAAGAAAUUUACCAAGAAGUAGAUAAAUAUAACAGAGUUGUUGUUGGUGGCAGCUCUCAGACAGUGUCCCCUAGUGGUUACACAUUGGGCGGAGGACAUAGCAUACUGUCCCGGAUGUUGGGAUUGGCAGUUGAUCAAGUUUUGGAAAUGACAGUCAUAACAGUGAACGGAAGUAUUAUUAAGUGUACCAAUCAUACGUCAUACAUUAAUAAUCCAGAUGGCAGCUUUUCUGUGACGUCAGACACAUCACUCUUCUGGGCUCUUAGAGGUGGAGGUGGGGGAACAUUCGGUAUCGUAGCAUCGUUUACAUUCAAACUUCACAAGAUCAAGCGUCAAUAUGUCAAGGUAACGAUGACUUAUCCGUUAUCCAUUAACGGAAACUCCUCAAUUGGGCAAGAGGUAAUGCAAUUUUAUUCUAAUUUUGUUAAAGGCAUGCCUAACGAAUGGGGAGGAUAUUCCUUUCUCUCAAAUGCACAACAUGUCACUAAAACCAACGAAUCUGUGAUCGGCACUUUAGGAUUUUUGUAUUGCCACUAUGGUGGAUGGAAUGAUUCCAGUAGGAAAUAUAUGGAUUUAUGGAAUGAUUUCCAUCCUGAAUGGCGAUUAGAAUACACUGUUCGGAACAUUUCUACGUUCUGGGAAGGCUUUGGAAGCGUUAUGACUGACAGUCCCUGGAACAGAGUGUACGUCACUGGAUCGUUUAUACAGGAGGCAGGAUUAGACACAUCUUUGAAAGAUUUUAUUGUGGAAACUAUGACACGGCCAAUUAAUGACACUAUUCCGCUGUAUGCCUGUGUUGGAACACAUUUAGGAGGUAGAGUAUCCGAUUUUAGUGAUACCCCGGUCCAUCCAGGUUUCAGACAUGCCAGAUUAUGUCUUGGGUGCGUUGUGGCAAUACCUGACAUCACACGUGAGGAUUUCUAUAUUAAAAAAGGGAAAGAACUCAGUCAACGUUUGAUAUCAUACGGCAAUGGAACAUACGUUAACGAAGCUGCAGAAUACAUGUCUAAUUGGCAACAAAACUACUGGGGACCACAUUAUAGUCGGUUGUUAUCGAUAAAGAGAGAGGUUGAUCCAGAUAAUAUUUUGACAUGCCAUCAUUGUGUCGGUUCUGAACUUUGAAAAAGUUUGCAAAUUUCUUUUAAUAAAAUAAU